GUUCCCGUGGCCGCCAUGGAUGAGCAAGCGGGUCCCGGCGUCUUCUUCAGCAACAACCACCCGGGUGCCGGCGGUGCCAAGGGUCUCGGGCCUCUGGCGGAGGCUGCCGCGGCCGGCGACGGGGCGGCUGCGGCGGGGGUGGCCCGAGCCCAGUACAGUCUCCCGGGGAUCCUGCACUUCCUGCAGCACGAGUGGGCCCGCUUCGAGGUCGAGAGAGCCCAGUGGGAAGUGGAGCGGGCGGAGCUGCAGGCUCAGAUUGCCUUCCUUCAGGGGGAAAGGAAAGGUCAAGAAAAUUUGAAGAAGGAUCUUGUGAGGAGGAUCAAGAUGCUGGAGUAUGCUCUUAAACAGGAAAGAGCUAAAUACCACAAGUUGAAAUAUGGAACAGAAUUGAAUCAGGGAGAUAUGAAGCCUCCAAGCUAUGACUCUGAUGAAGGUAAUGAAACAGAGGUGCAGCCACAGCAAAACAGCCAGUUAAUGUGGAAACAAGGUCGACAACUACUCAGACAGUAUCUACAGGAGGUGGGUUACACAGAUACUAUUCUAGAUGUGAAAUCCAAACGAGUGCGAGCUUUGUUGGGCUUUUCAAGUGAUGUCACUGACAGGGAAGAUGACAAAAAUCAGGACUCAGUUAUAAAUGGCACAGAGGCUGAAGUUAAAGAGACAGCAAUUAUUGGAAAAUCUGAGUUAACAGAUUCUGCCUCCGUGCUGGAUAAUUUUAAAUUCCUUGAAAGUGCAGCUGCAGAUUUCAGUGAUGAAGAUGAAGAUGAUGACAUUGAUGGAAGAGAGAAAAGCAUCAUUGAUACUUCAACGAUUGUUAGGAAAAAAGUAUUGCCUGAUAGCAGUGAAGAUCGAGAUACAAAAGAAGCUCUAAAGGAGUUUGACUUUUUGGUUACAUCAGAAGGAGACAAUGAAUCCAGAAGUGCAGGCGAUGGAACAGACUGGGAAAAGGAAGACCAGUGUCUCAUGCCUGAAGCUUGGAAUGUGGACCAGGGAGUAAUUACCAAACUCAAGGAACAAUACAAAAAGGAGAGAAAGGGGAAAAAGGGGGUGAAGAGGCCCAAUAGGUCAAAACUGCAAGAUAUGCUUGCUAAUUUGAGAGAUGUUGAUGAACUUCCCUCAUUGCAGCCAUCUGUGGGUUCACCUUCCAGACCCAGCAGCUCCAGGCUUCCUGAACAUGAAAUAAAUAGGGCAGAUGAAGUGGAAGCAUUGACGUUUCCUCCUUCUUCUGGGAAGUCAUUCAUCAUGGGAGCAGAUGAAGCCCUUGAAAGUGAACUGGGACUUGGAGAAUUGGCAGGCCUUACAGUGGCCAAUGAAGCAGACUCAUUAACUUAUGAUAUAGCAAACAAUAAAGAUGCAUUGAGGAAGACAUGGAACCCUAAGUUUACAUUAAGAAGUCACUUUGAUGGCAUUAGAGCCCUUGCUUUCCACCCCAUUGAGCCUGUUUUGAUAACAGCAUCAGAGGAUCACACGUUAAAAAUGUGGAAUUUGCAGAAAACAGCCCCAGCCAAAAAGAGCACUUCUCUUGAUGUGGAGCCUAUCUAUACAUUCAGAGCUCAUAAAGGUCCAGUGCUUUGUGUGGUAAUGAGCAGCAAUGGUGAGCAGUGCUAUAGUGGCGGGACUGACGGACUGAUCCAGGGCUGGAACACCACCAACCCCAACAUCGAUCCCUAUGACUCUUACGAUCCUUCUGUUUUAAGAGGCCCUCUCCUAGGCCACACCGAUGCAGUCUGGGGUUUGGCUUACAGCGCAGCACACCAGCGUUUGUUGUCCUGUUCAGCAGAUGGCACUCUCCGUUUAUGGAAUACAACCGAGGCUGCUCCAGCCCUGAGUGUAUUUAAUGAUAAUCAAGAAUUGGGAAUCCCUGCCUCUGUGGAUCUAGUGAGCAGUGACCCGAGCCAUAUGGUAGCAUCAUUCAGCAAAGGAUACACAAGCAUCUUUAACAUGGAAACACAACAAUGCAUUCUCACUUUAGAAUCCAACCUAGAUUCAACAGCCAACUCUUCCUGCCAAAUAAAUAGAGUCAUCAGUCAUCCCACUCUUCCCAUCAGCAUCACUGCUCAUGAAGACAGGCAUAUCAAAUUCUACGAUAACAAUACAGGCAAACUGAUCCACUCGAUGGUAGCCCACCUAGAAGCUGUUACAAGUUUAGCAGUUGAUCCAAAUGGCCUGUACUUAAUGUCUGGCAAUAUAGGUCAUGACUGUUCAAUACGUUUAUGGAACCUAGAAAGUAAAACGUGUAUCCAAGAGUUCACAGCUCAUCGGAAAAAGUUUGAAGAAUCAAUCCAUGAUGUAGCUUUCCACCCAUCCAAAUGCUAUAUAGCCAGUGCUGGGGCUGAUGCACUGGCUAAAGUCUUUGUAUGACACAAUGCACCAUCUUCACCUUCUAGCUCUUUAUAAAUAAUCAACUGCACAAAAGAGAUACAGAAGACCGGGGCAAGAGUCAACCCAUCCAGCCCUUUUGUUCUGCUGAAGGAGCACAG
This is a messenger RNA of Mesoplodon densirostris (Blainville's beaked whale), 2480 nucleotides long. Its product is annotated as striatin-like. NCBI's taxonomy places the organism in Eukaryota, Metazoa, Chordata, Mammalia, Artiodactyla, Ziphiidae. The record is from RefSeq and is a predicted model, not a curated record. Gene Ontology annotation, molecular function: armadillo repeat domain binding; protein-containing complex binding; calmodulin binding. The coding region runs from base 16 to 2361 and encodes 781 amino acids. Gene Ontology annotation, cellular component: dendrite. The transcript has a single exon.